AAUCAAUACGACUUCAUGGUCAACUUUAACACAGCGACGGUUCUACAUGCACAAGUAACAAGCGAUUCUAUGGACUUGAAACGGUUUUGGUCAAUGGAAACUCUCGGUAUAAACGCGACCGCGAACGUGCAAGGUGAUUUUACAACGGGUUUUAAAAACAAAUACAUAAACUGGCGAGACGGGCGGUAUGAAGUGUCGUUACUGUGGAAAAUUGAUCAAUUUUUAGACUCAAAUUUCACUCGAGCUCUAGCGAGACUAAAAGCACUAACGUCUAAACUACAUAAAAGCGAAAAGUUAAAUGAGUAUGACGUAGCAAUGCGCGAAUACCUAAAAGACAAUUGUGCAGAAGAGGUAACUAACGAGACAGACGCGAAUCGGAAGUACUAUACGCCACACAGGGCUGUCUACCGCUACGAUAAAGACACAAGUAAAGUUCGUGUAGUGUUUGACGCAUCCGCGCAUGCGCCGGGUUUCGAAUCGCUUAAUGAACAAUUGCACUGCGGAGACAAUUUAAUUCCUGAUUUAUUACAAAUGUUAUUGAAUUUCCGUAUAGGUGCAAUAGGUGUAACUUCUGACAUCAAAAAGGCGUUUCUACAAACGCCAUCGAUAAACGACAACGAUCGCGACGUGCUUCGAUUCCUGUGGUAUAAAGAUCCAGUACCUGAAAACUUGACGUCAGCGAUGGAACUAUCAAACAUAACGACAUACCGCAUGAAGCGAGUAACGUUCGGGAUCAUUAGCAGUCCAUUCCUUUUGGCAGCAACAUUGCGUAAACAUUUCGAAGACCAGCCAGAUAAAUUACAAAAUACAGCGUCAAUUUUGUCCAAGUCAUUUUACGUCGAUGAUUUAGUGACGGCAGCAAGUACCCUGGACCAAGCUCAGAACUUAUAUAGCGAGUCGAUGCAAAUUCUGCACGCUGCAAACAUGAAUUUAAGAAAGUGGUGCUCUAAUGAUGCAAAAAUGAUGGCAGUGUUUCAAACAAAUGAAAAGGUAACCAGACAAGACGCAAGUCCAUAUGCAUAUGGAGCAGUAACUUACAUAAGAUGCCUAUCAAACCACGAAUGCAACUAUGUGACGUCAAAAAACAGAGUUGCUCCAAUAGACAAAUCAGGUCAAAGGGAACUUACAUUACCUAAGUUAGAACUGACAGCAGCUUUAUGUGCAGCGAGACUUCAAAAUUACAUUGCAAAAAAUAUGUUGAUCAAUAUCCAGAAGACGACUCUGUGGUCAGAUUCAAAGAUAUCCUUAUAUUGGAUUAGAGGAAAAUCCAAGAAAUGGAAACCUUACGUACAAAAUCGUGUAAACGAAAUACACAAAUUGAGCGAUAGCGUAUGGAGAUAUUGCCCUGGAAAAGAAAAUCCUGCAGACCUAUUAACGAGAGGAAUUUCAGCCAAAACAUUAAUUGAUUCUAACUUAUGGUUGCGAGGCCCUAAAUGGCUGAAUGAUGAAGAGAAUUGGCCGAGCGAUGAAUAUUUUGAACCAGAUGUGGAUCAAGUUAGCAGUUUUUUAACUAUACAACGAAACGAAUCCACACCGGAAACACAGCCCAUAUUUCCAUUGGAAAAGUAUGGAAUAUAUGAGAAAAUUAUGCGAAUCACGGCUUAUGUUAUAAGAUUUAUUAAAUUAACAAAGAAGAUGUACAAAUCAAAGCGAUUAUCGACACAAGAUCUAAAUGAAGCAGACACUUAUUGGAUAAAAUAUAUACAAGAAAAGGAUUUUCCGAAUGAGUUGAAAGCUUUAAAAAGGGGAAUGCCGAUACAAUCAUCAUCUUCGAUUCUGAUGUUGAAACCAUUUCUAGAUGAGAAUGGUGUCAUGCGUUUAUUAGGAAGGUUAGAUGAAGCGCCUUUGAGCUAUGAUGAGAAACAUCCAAUCAUACUACCAAAACGAUCAAUGUUGACGGAAAAAAUUAUAAGGAAAUGUCAUGAGGGGGUAAAUCAUUAUGGAGUGAAUGCGACUUUAGCUGAACUAAGAAAGAGAUUUUGGGUUCCGCAAGGACGUCAGAAAGUUAAAGCAAUCCUUAACCAAUGUUUGAAAUGUAAACGAUUGAAAGGAAAACCUGGAAACGAAGAAUGUGCUCCACUACCAAAGACUCGCGUAACUAUGACAAAUCCAUUUAAUAUAACAGGCAUUGAUUUUGCUGGUCCACUAUACGCCAACGUCGCAGGUCAACGAACGAAAACAUACAUAAUGUUAUUUACGUGUGCGGUUAUAAGAGCAGUCCAUCUGGAAUUGGUUCCAGAUUUGACAACUGAAUGUUGUAUAAGAGGGUUGAGAAGGUUCAUUGCCAGAAGGGGCGUUCCUGAUGUUGUAUACUCUGAUAAUGCCAAAACGUUUAAGAGAACAGACCUUGAAUUAAGAAAAUUAUCCGCUAUCUUGGAAUCAGAAAAGAUUCAGGAUUUAGUUAGAAAGCACCGAAUUCAUUGGAGGUUUAUAGCGGAAAGAGCUCCAUGGUGGGGUGGCUUUUGGGAGAGAAUGGUAAAAACCGUUAAAGACGCAUUAAAAAUAACUUUAGGUAGAGCAUACGUCGAACGAGACGAAUUAGAAACUAUUUUAAUAGAAAUCGAGGCGACAAUAAAUUCUCGUCCACUUACGUAUAUCAGUGAUGACUCAACAGAUUUGACUAUAUUAUCUCCUUCUCAUUUUUUGACUGGAAGGACUGAAGUAGGAUUUUGUAUGAAUUUAACCUCGAAGGAGAUAAGUAGAUCUGAAAUAUUGAAAAGGUGGAGAGAUAGAGAGAAAACGUUGAAAAGAUUUUGGGACAGGUGGCGUUCCGAUUAUUUACAACAAUUGCGGACAGCGCAUCUAAGAAAAUCGAUAAAUGCCAAAUCAUUGAAUAUUGGGGAUGUUGUUUUGGUGCAAGAAAACAGUUCUAGGUUGCAGUGGAAGAUGGGCAGGGUUGUGAAUUUGUACCAAGGUAGAGAUAAUAAAAUAAGGGCAUGUGAAGUAAAGUUAAGUGGCGGAACUACAUUACGACGACCAGUCCAACUCUUGUACCCCUUGGAGGUACAAGCCUUUUCGCCGGGGGAGGAUUUAGAAAAUUUUAGAAUGAAUUAA
Messenger RNA from Onthophagus taurus, 3054 nucleotides. RefSeq lists its product as uncharacterized. Gene Ontology annotation, molecular function: nucleic acid binding. The record is from RefSeq and is a predicted model, not a curated record. NCBI's taxonomy places the organism in Eukaryota, Metazoa, Arthropoda, Insecta, Coleoptera, Scarabaeidae.